AUAUGUGAACAGGAAGUGGCGACGUUGUGUUCCCUGCUGCUAGUGUUUUUGUCCUUUGGAAGAAAAAAAGAGCAAAGAAGCUAGCCCGAUCGUAAAACACGGAAUUGUUUUGCUGUUCUGUUUAGGGACCAAAAUGAAACACAACGCUAAUGUUCCUGCAUUCCUCACCAAGCUGUGGACUCUGGUGGAAGAUUCCGACACCAAUGAAUUCAUUUGCUGGAGUCAGGAGGGUAACAGUUUCCUUGUGCUGGAUGAGCAACGGUUCGCGAAAGAAAUCCUGCCAAAGUUUUUUAAGCACAAUAACAUGGCCAGUUUUGUCCGACAGCUCAACAUGUAUGGCUUUCGGAAGGUGAUGCACAUUGACACUGGCAUAGUGAAGCAAGAGCGGGACGGACCAGUCGAAUUCCAGCAUCCUUACUUUCGGAAUGGUCGAGAUGAUUUACUGGAGAACAUAAAGAGAAAGGUGUCCAACACCAGACCAGAAGACAGCAAACUGAGGCAAGAGGAUCUAUCUAAAAUUCUCACCAGCGUCCAAACUGUGCACGACAGACAGGAAAACAUGGAUGCCAGGCUUGCCACUUUGAAACGUGAGAACGAGGCUCUGUGGAGAGAGAUGUCCGAUCUGAGGAAGAAGCAUGUGCAACAGCAACAUGCUAUAAAAGAGCUUGUGCAGUUCAUCCUCACUCUGGUCCAGAGUAACCGUGUGCUGAACUUAAAACGCAAGAGGCCUCUGCUACUGAGCAGUACAGGAAAGAAGUCAAAAUUCAUUUCCCAGAUCUACGAAGAACCAGUGGACCACAGCAACUCAGCAGUCAGUGGUUUGACGAACAGCUCUGACAUUAACGAUGAUGUCAUCAUCUGUGACAUCACGAACGAAGACGAAGAAUUCACAGUGGACUCAACAAGAGUGGUAGAUGAGGGGGAUGUUGAAUUAAUUGAGGUAGACUGUGACAACAGCAAGACCACGGAAAAGCCGAGCACAAACGGACAGAGCUCCACAGACACUACGGUUCGAGCUGAAGGAGAAACAUCUGUCAGCAUCCAGCCGACCUGCAGCGCCUUGCAGUUAAAGAAUUGUUCAACCCUGAGUCAAGAGGACCCUAUGAAGAUGAUGGACUCCAUCCUUAAUGAGAGCGGAACCAUUUCUCAAAACAUUAAUCUUUUGGGCAAAUUUGAGCUGAUGGACUACUUGGACAGUAUCGACUGCAGCUUGGAAGACUUUCAGGCCAUGCUGUAUGGAAAGCAGUUCUCUUCUGAGGUUUGUGAAGAUUCUACGAAGACCAUGAAUGAAAAUUCCAAGCCAAGAACUAAAGGGAUAAUUGUUUCCGUUUCAGAUAAACAGUUGAUUCAGUACACCAGCUGUCCCCUGCAGGCCUUCCUCGACGGCUGCAGUCCUCUCCCUUCAGUUGCAGAGCCACAGCCUGAGGAUCUAAACCAGGCUUCAGUGAAGCAGAACACAGACGACACUGUGGACCUCCUGCAGUCGUCUCUGCAAGCAGAAGAGCCUUCACGCAGCUCAAUGAUCCGCCUGGAGCCCCUUACUGAGGCCGAGGCAAGUGAGACUACGCUCUUCUACCUGUGUGAACUGGACUCAGACCUGCCUCCCGCUGACCCACCACAGCUCAACAUUUAAUGUUGGAGGGAAACAAAACAAAAAAGGACCAGACCAGGACUUUACUCUUUUUUUGUACAUAUUCAUCAAAACGAUUAUGUAUUUAUUUUAUGCAUUUCUUUUAAAUGCACUUCAUGUCGCAUUGAAUUGUGACAUUCCCAUAUGUUGUCAUGUCUGGCUUUUUAAUCUUGUUCACCGUUUUCAGGGUUACGUUGUAGCCAGUCUGUUACAUUAGAUUGUAUUUUUUCUUUUUUUGUGUUUUCUUUUUUUUUUUUUUCUCAUGUUAAGUUCCUUGAUCAUGAGAUUGGUUUGGGUGGGUUUCAGUCAUGUGACAUGCUAUAGAAGUGCCUGUGCUCAGAUCUCUGUACAUAACAGUACUCGUUAGCUCAAUAAUGUUCUGAAAGUACAGUGAUUUGCCUUUCUCUAUAUGCUUUUGUCAAUAGCUCAAGCUUGAUAAUGGUAUUAAAAAAGUUGCAAGGCA
Messenger RNA from Clarias gariepinus (North African catfish), 2093 nucleotides. RefSeq names its product heat shock transcription factor 2 (gene hsf2). Gene Ontology annotation, molecular function: sequence-specific DNA binding; DNA-binding transcription factor activity. The transcript has 12 exons. The record is from RefSeq and is a predicted model, not a curated record. Gene Ontology annotation, biological process: regulation of DNA-templated transcription. Bases 134 to 1633 code for a protein of 499 amino acids. Lineage: Eukaryota; Metazoa; Chordata; Actinopteri; Siluriformes; Clariidae.